UCGAACGGAGACAAGUCUAGCGCAGGCAGUGUAUAUUUGACAAUUGUCGGAAAAUUUUUAUGUGUAAAUUUUUCCUUUCGUAUAAAUAAAUACAUGUGUCGUAUCGAGGUGAAUAUCUUUUCCAUACCACCCGCAUUGGGAUAACGUCUUUUUUGGAACUUGAGUCAAAAUCAUUUCGGCAAAAUACCGUCGUCGUGUUGUCUUCGUUGUUGUCGAUGCUGCUGCUGCUGGCUGCUUCUGCUUCUCUGGUGGAUGUCGACACAGUGUGGUGUAUGCCCUAUUUGAAUUGGCUGAUGAAGUUGGAGCAAUAAAGUGCGUGAGGGUUGUUCGUCAGUGUUAAAGUGACUUUUACGCGAAGCAGAGCUAGCUUGUUAACUUGAACGGAUUAAAGAGAAUUUUUCAAAAAAAAAAAAAAAAAAAAACGAUUUUUACUUUUAAAUAUUUAUUAAUUGUUGAAGAAAAAAAAAAUUCUUUCAAAAUUGUUAGUUCGCCUAACCAAACCUAUGUUAACCCUUUUUUGCAUUUAAACCUUUUUUUUGCGAUUUGAAAAGAAACGUGACUUGCAACGUUAAUUUUGGAUAGAAUUUACUUGCAUUUGCCUACUGGCGCUUGUGUGUCGCGAAGUUUUUCCGCACCACCCACAAAUAUCUCGCGUCCAUCGUUGUUGUUAUUUUGAGUAUUUUUUUUUUUUUACGUUUAUUUAUUGGCCUUUAAGGGGCCAUCAUCAUGUGCGGCUAAGACGGUAUUUUUUUGGGUUUUUAAUUUUAUAGAGUGUUGCAAAAAAAUACCCUUCGUUUGGUGGUAAAACCAAAUUGCAUUUGCAUGUAAAAGAAAAAUAGUUACAAAGUAAUAAAAGUGUAAAAAAAAAUUUACACGAGGUGUAAAAAAUUUAUUUUGUGAAGUUUUUCUGUCAAAUUCAAGAGGAUUACACAAACACAUAUUGGAUCUAAUUUUUCAUUGUAUAAAUGGAUAAAAAUACAUAUUCAAGUCGAUGAUACUAAUAAACCAUGAUUCUCCGAACAUGCAGAUAAAAAUUAUGGACCGAAAAACUUCCGUCUGGACAGCAAUCCUAUUGUUAACGAUCUUUCUCGAAUAUGGAUCGAUUGCAAAGAAACUAAAUGCCAGUCAGGCAUUCGACAACACAUGGCACUCAGAUGUCGAAUUAGAGAACGAACUCGAACAAAAACGCGCCAAAGGUGGCUCCGGUGGCUGGUCUGGUUGGUCUGACUGGUCGACAUGUUCCCGGACGUGCGAUGGCGGUGUAGCCCAACAAAUACGUAGAUGUCACAAUCCAAACGGCUGCAAGGGCGAUACAGUCCGUUUUAGAAUAUGCAACAUGCAGCCAUGUCCUGAACAGCAGGACUUCCGUGCCCAUCAGUGUGCCGCUUACAAUGAUGUACCCUAUGAUGGUACAUUAUAUACGUGGACAACGCACUACGAUUAUGUAGAGCCUUGUGCUUUAACUUGCAGGGGGAGACCUGCACAUCUUUCUGAUGACGUUUCACUGCCAGAGGUUGAUGGUGGCGGUGUCACUGGCCCAGAUGAGUCGGAACACUAUGAUGAGCCGAGUGUCAUUGUGCAGCUGUCAGGCAGAGUACAAGAUGGAACUCGGUGUCGUGCCGGAAGUCUUGAUAUGUGCAUCCAGGGCAAAUGUCAGCGAGUUGGCUGUGACCUAAAGAUUGGUUCGACGAAGAAGAUCGACGCGUGUGGAGUGUGUGGGGGCGAUGGGAAAUCAUGUUCACAACCACUCUAUCAUUGGGAGACGGCACCGAUGUCACUGUGUUCAGUCACCUGUGGAGGGGGAUAUAAGAUGUCCCGACCAACAUGCAGAAAUCGUGUUACUGGUGUCGAAGUGGAAGACACCCUGUGCAGUGCAACUAAUCGGCCCGAGCCAUCUGUGGUACUUUGCAACACUCAUACCUGUCCGCCUAAAUGGGUAGCUGAUGAAUGGAGCCCAUGCAGUCGUCUUUGCGGACCUGGUUAUCGAGAACGAAUGGUUGUGUGUGCGGAGGAAACAAAUGGCAUUAAAACCAGGGUUCCAGACAUCGUAUGCCGAACAGCCAAACCCCCAACUCAAGAGUCUUGUAUGGUACAGGAGUGCCCCAAGUGGGAGGUCGAGGAAUGGUCUGGGUGUUCGGUAACUUGCGGACAUGGAAUCCAAAUGCGUGGCGUCGAAUGCAAGUCCGCAGAUGGUAGUUUAAGUGCGAAAUGCGAUCCACAAACAAAACCUCCAGGAGCUGAACAGUGUACCACUGGGUUGUCUUGCAACGGUGACCAAGAAAUGGAUGAACAAAGUCCCGAUGAAGUUAGUAAAAGUGACGAAGAUGAAGAAGAAGCUGCCGAUGAAGAAGCUGCCGAUGAAGAAGACGGUGAUGGCGGUGAGGAAGUGGAGGAUGUGGAAGACUCUGAACAGGUAUCAUACAACGAUCAACCAAUUUACGCCCAUCAACAAUCGAAUCGACUUCAUCAUGAAGAACUUCCCCCAAGAGCUGAAUCGCUUAUUGGGGGUGGUGGUGGUGGCGGAAGCAGUGAACCAGAACAUCCCUCAUCGGAUCCAACAUUCAUCAAGGACACAGAAUGGUCAGCAUGUAGCGUAACCUGCGGCGAAGGCAUUCGUCGUCGCCCCUACAAAUGCAAGAUCUUCCUCGAAUACAGCCGAACCAUUGCCACUGUCAAUGACAGCCUCUGUGAAGGCCCAAAACCACACGAUGAAGUCGAGCGAUGCGUCGAAGAACCAUGCAUGCUACCCUCACACGGCUAUGACGAACAAUACCCUCGGGAUUCGAUAAAAGUUGGCGUUUCCGAACCCGGCAAAACAUAUGUUUGGCGUGAACAAGGCUACACUAGCUGCAGUGCCUCCUGCCUGGGAGGUGUCGAGGAGCUUAUCAUUAAUUGCGUCCGAGAAGACAACGGACGCGUCGUCUCACCCUUCCUCUGCUCGCCCGAAACAAAACCCGAAGCCCGAGUGCGAACAUGCAACGACCGUCCAUGUCCACCCCGAUGGAACUACUCCGACUACACACCCUGCUCCAAAUCGUGCGGCAUCGGCAUCAAGACCCGGGAAGUCCAAUGCAUUCACGAAGUGACACGGGGUGGCGAGAAUACAAUGGUCGUUCCGAAUAGUAUGUGUCCCCAGCCACCACCAGCAGACCGUCAGUAUUGCAAUGUCCUCGAUUGUCCGGUGCGAUGGGAAGUGGGCGAAUGGUCAAAGUGUUCGCACACAUGCGGCUAUGGUAUAAAAGAACGCAAGGUCGAGUGCAAGCAAAUAAUGGCUCAGGAACACAAAAUUGAACGGCCCGAAUCGAUGUGCCCCAGUGCUAAACCAGCCGAUAAGAAGCCAUGCAACGUGAAGCCAUGUCCCCCCGAAGACCCCAAGCCCAUAAUAUCCAUCAACAAUAGCACACAUAUACAGCACGAUCCGAAGAAGAGUAAAAUCACAUUGAAAGUGGGCGGGGCGGCGGUAGUGUUUUUCGGGACACAAGUGAAAAUCAAGUGUCCAGUGAAGAGGUACAAUCGAACGAAAAUACGUUGGACAAAAGACCACAAGCCUCUGGCUAAAUCGAGGAAGUUCAAAGUCUCGAAGAAGGGAGCCCUGCGGGUAUUGGAUAUUACAUUCCGGGAUGCCGGAGUGUAUUCGUGUCAUGCGGGACUGAGCACUGCUGAGAUUAAUAUCGAUGUUAAAGCGAAGCCCGGAACUCAGCCGGAAGAUUAUGAGAAACACGAAUCAGACCGUCUGGUCCGGGAAAGAAGUGGCACUGAACCUCUUACCUCUGCCGACAUGACAUCUGACGUUGGACCACAAAAUACUCAAAGAAGACAAAAACAACAAGCCAAUGGCAGAGAAAGAAGCCGUCGACCAAAAUCCGACGGAGUGCAGCAUGCUGAUAGUAGCAUAAUGGAAGAUGAGAAUCGUCUUAUUCAACAGGCACAGGAUGGUGUGCCCCAAACAGCAGCAAGUAGUUCUGGUAAUCGAGCUAUGACACUCCUAUCAAUGCCUUAUUUUCAAGCCCUUUUAGACAAUCUACAGUACCUAUGGCCAUUACAGAAAUUUAGCAACUCAAAAGGACAUCAUUUAUUAAUGGAAAAGGGUUUGCAAUUUGGUGUCGAUUUGGAACGAUUUGAAAAGGAUGAACCAGCUAAGCCACAGAUGAUUAUGAAAGAAUUUAGAAUUGAAGAUGACGACGAUGGUGAUGCAACUGUUGCUGCUUUAUCUGAUGACGAUAACGACCGACACAAAGGACACACGUUGAAAAAACUAAAGCAUCAUAACCACAUAUUGCAGCAAGGAGAAUAUGAAAAGCAGCAACGUAGAAAUACGAACGAGAUCACGUUCAAAUGGGUAACCAGUGAUUGGUCAGAGUGCUCAGAACAUUGUGGUUCCGGAAGUGGAUUAAGGAGACGAACAGCAACUUGUGUCCAAGUAACAGAACCAAACAAUCCAAUAUUAUCGAUAGAAAAUUCGACAACAACGAUAAUUGUUGACAAUGUCGAAUGUGAAGAUGCCGGUUUGAAUAUUCCCGAUACAUUUGAAUCAUGUGGCAAUGAAGUGUGUCCCCAAUGGCAAGUGGGCGAAUGGACAAUUUGCCAACAGGCUAGAUGUUUUGGCCGCCAUACAGCCAUUCAGAAGAGAGAAGUCAUUUGCAAAUACAUCAAUGACACUCUUAGUGACGGAUGUGAUGAGCAAGAAAAGCCCAUCAGCCGGCAGGAGUGCAACAAUGAACUAUGCAAAGGGAUCUGGAGGGUUGAGCCAUGGUCUGAGUGUAAUGCUCCAUGUGGUCGUCAAGGCCUCAAAUACAGAAUAUUGCAGUGCGUGUGGUAUGGCACUCGACGACCGGCUGGAAAUGAGUGCAAACAUCAACCGCGACCCGCGGUAAUGAAAGUGUGUAAAAGUCCUCAGUGUUCUACAAAGGCUCGUUGCAAGGAUUCGUCUCGGUAUUGUAAAAAUGUUCGCUCAAUGGGUCUCUGUCGAUUACAUCGUUAUCAAGAAAAAUGCUGCAAAUCAUGUAAAUUCAACAUAUUUUAACAUCAACAAAUAGUUUACAACACCUGACAAAUAUAAUUAUAUAUAAUAAAAAAAAAUUCCAUCAACCUUCAAACCAAAAAGAAAAAUAACUAACAAAAAAUUAAGUUUCCUUUCAAAGGCAAAUCUAUGACUUUAUGACAUUUUUUGAGUCCAUGUAGAUUCAUUCAAUUAAAAUGCUAAAUUGUUACAUACAAAAAAAAUAACCAUUAUUCAUAAAAAAACAAGAAUUAUUAUACAAAAUGCGACAAAGUUAUAUAUAACUAAAAACAUAACGAAAACCAAAACUAACAAAAAAAAAUGAUACGAGAAACAAAUUGCAAUUAUAAUGAUAUUAUCGUUAUUUAGGAAAAGGAACAAAAAAAACUGUUUUUAUUUUUAAUGUCUAAGCUUUGUUAAACAAUAAAAUUAAUAAAUAAAUAAUUAUAUAUAAAUAUGAUAGUCGAGAUAAAAAAUAAAAUAAA
Episyrphus balteatus (marmalade hoverfly) is the source of this 5484-nucleotide messenger RNA. RefSeq names its product protein madd-4-like. The coding region runs from base 992 to 5023 and encodes 1343 amino acids. The record is from RefSeq and is a predicted model, not a curated record. The transcript has 19 exons. Lineage: Eukaryota; Metazoa; Arthropoda; Insecta; Diptera; Syrphidae. Gene Ontology annotation, biological process: extracellular matrix organization. Gene Ontology annotation, molecular function: metalloendopeptidase activity. Gene Ontology annotation, cellular component: extracellular matrix.